AUGGGCGCACGCUUCCAAUGGUUCCGACAACGACAUGUUGCUACAGCAAUCUUCAUGAUAAUUAUUCUUUUCUACUUUAUUGAUCACAGGGAGACAUAUGGUGGCUCCAUACAGCACCUUCCGUCAAAGCAAUCCAAUGUGGACACGCAAUUGGGAAAUACACUCGUUGAAGACAUCCGCUUUGACAAUACGCACAUCGAGGAUGUUCCCGAUGAAAACAUCGAUGUUUCAUGCGAUAUCACCUCGGGUUUGCAAGACAUAUUCCUGGUCCUGAGGACAGGAGCAAACGAGGCGCUCGAAAGGCUUCCCGCUCACUUCAACACUACACUGCGUUGCUUGUCAUCGAAUGACUAUGGAAUCUGGUCCGAUUUCGAAGAGGAUAUUGGUGGAUACCAUGUCAUGAACGCACUAGAUGAGCUUGCCCCUGAAAUUGUGGAGAGCAAUCCGGAUUUCGCAUAUUAUCGACGCCUUCAAGAAGGUGGACGAGGUUCUUUCACGGUGGAGGAACUUGAAGGAUGGGCCAACGCGGCAAACGGACCUGCUGGUCGCGAUAGCCCAGGGUGGAAGCUGGAUAAAUGGAAGUUUCUACCAAUGGUAGACAAGGUCUACCGCCAACGGCAUGAUGCGAAAUGGUAUGUUUUCAUGGAAGGCGAUACUUAUAUCAACUGGACCAACUUUCUCCAUUGGCUGUCAAAAAUUGACCCCUCCAAGCCCUACUAUAUAGGAAAAGAGGUGCAAAUUGGAGACGAUAUCUUUGCCUAUGGAGGCGCAGGGUUUGUUAUAUCGCAGCCCGCUAUGAAGGCAUUGGUGGAAUAUCGUGCAACAAAGCCUGGAGUAUAUGAGGAAUUGACUGCUAAUCAUUGGGCUGGUGACUGCAUCCUUGGUAUUGCUAUGAAGGAUGCUGGGGUGGAGCUUUCCUGGCAGCGCCCUAACUUCUUCGGAGAGUCGCCAUUCGCUAUGGACUACAGUGCCACAAUGCGGUCUUCCGAGCACUAUGCAUGGUGUUAUUACGUCUCGACCUAUCAUCACAUGACCUCUUCUGACAUUGAUGAGGUAUUCAGAUUUGAGAAAAUGUGGAAAGAAGAGAACUCGACUUUUCUUCGUCAUCGUGAUGUUUUCCAUGCCUUGAUGCUCCCAAAGCUUGGCUACAAAGUGGAGAAUUGGGACAAUGACUCAAGUGAUGACGAGGGACCCAUGGAAACUUUUGAAGAAUGUCAAAGCCACUGUAGCGAAAUGUCUGACUGCCUACAAUUCGUUUUCUACGAGCAUGAACGCUUAUGCAAGACUUCAAGCACAAUCAAAACUGGUCACCGGCGCCACGAGAGUGACGCUGACGUAAAGUUAGCUGUAUCUGGAUGGAUGAUGGAUCGCGUUGAGUCAUUCAUUGGAGCAUUAGAUGCGAAAUGCCCCAACGAUGUAGAAUCCUGGAUAUUGCCGUAA
Messenger RNA from Neoarthrinium moseri, 1440 nucleotides. RefSeq lists its product as uncharacterized. Lineage: Eukaryota; Fungi; Ascomycota; Sordariomycetes; Amphisphaeriales; Apiosporaceae. The record is from RefSeq and is a predicted model, not a curated record. Gene Ontology annotation, cellular component: membrane. The transcript has 2 exons. The coding region runs from base 1 to 1440 and encodes 479 amino acids. Gene Ontology annotation, molecular function: glycosyltransferase activity.